AUGACAACUGCUGUUCGUACACUCGCAUAUGGUUGUGCAGCCGAUCACUAUGAUGAGUAUAUUAAAAUCGGUGAGAGCACUGCUAUUAAAUGCUUGAAGGUAUUUUGUAAUUAUAUUGUUACUGUGUAUGCAGAGGAGUAUAUGCGCCCACUCAACGAAGCCGAUAUAACACGGUUGCUUGAAGAAGGGGAGCAGAGAGGAUUUCCGGAUAUGCUUGGUUCUAUCGACUGUAUGCACUGGGAGUGGAAGAAUUGCCCAGUGGAGUGGCACGGCACACAUAGGGGACGCUCUGUAUUCAACGGUAUCGUCAAUGGCCAAUUACCUCUAGUUAAUUAUGUAGUGAAUGGACAUCACUACAGAAUGGGGUAUUACAUGUCUGAUGGUAUAUACCCUAAGUGGAUAAUUUUGAUGCAGACCAUCUCGCACCCAUCCACUGGAAAAGAAAAAUUGUUUGCUCAGCAACAAGAGGCAUGCAUGAAAGAUGUGGAACGGACUUUUGGGGUAUUGCAAAUCAAGUGGGUAAUAACGCGACGACCAGUGCGUUACUGGGAGAAAGAUGACUUGCGCCUCAUAAUGAAAAUGUACAUCAUCUUUCACAAUAUGAUCAUUGAACAUGAGCGUCACGCAAAUGUUGGAAGAUGGACUCCGCCACCGGAGGAUGCAAUCCCAAUUCCCACUUUAAGUCGAUGCCCAUCUGUUUUAGCGGCACACGUAUUAUAUUGCCAACUUCGUAUUCGCAACAGAAAGACAAAUACGCGAUUGAUGAAAAAUUUGUGGAACCGCUAUGGUGAUGAAGAUAUUUAA
Messenger RNA from Cornus florida, 804 nucleotides. RefSeq lists its product as uncharacterized. NCBI's taxonomy places the organism in Eukaryota, Viridiplantae, Streptophyta, Magnoliopsida, Cornales, Cornaceae. The transcript has 2 exons. The coding region runs from base 1 to 804 and encodes 267 amino acids. The record is from RefSeq and is a predicted model, not a curated record.